This is a messenger RNA of Centruroides sculpturatus (bark scorpion), 489 nucleotides long. Its product is annotated as putative nuclease HARBI1. The record is from RefSeq and is a predicted model, not a curated record. NCBI's taxonomy places the organism in Eukaryota, Metazoa, Arthropoda, Arachnida, Scorpiones, Buthidae. The transcript is spliced from 3 exons. The annotation marks the transcript as partial.
CUUGUAGGUCUUAGACUUUUUGCUUCUGGUUCUUAUCAGAAUCCAGUAGUUCAAGACAACACUUUAGAAAUUAGCCAGCUAUCGGUAAGCCGUUGUAUAACAGCAGUAAGCGAGGCAAUAAACGUUAUCCUUCCUCAUCACUACAUAAAAUUUCCAAGUUCUGAAACUGAGAUGGCAUUGGUCAAACAAAUAUUUAUGAGUUUAGGUGGCUUUCCGGGAGUGAUAGGUGCUAUUGAUGGAACUCACAUUCCUAUAAUUGCACCAUCACUUAAUGAUCCCGAUCAUAAGGAAUUUACAUAUAUCAAUCGAAAGGGAUAUCAUUCCAUAAAUAUCCAAAUAGUGUGUGAUUCAAACAUAAAAAUAAUUAGCAUUAAUGCAAAAUUUCCUGGAUCAGCACAUGAUUCGUUUAUAUGGAAAAGCUGCCACUUAAGACGAGCUUUUAUAGAGGGAAGAAUUCAAACAAAUAAUAAUGCUUGGUUAAUAAGGUGA